Messenger RNA from Entrophospora candida, 948 nucleotides. NCBI's taxonomy places the organism in Eukaryota, Fungi, Glomeromycota, Glomeromycetes, Entrophosporales, Entrophosporaceae. The record is from the annotation of a GenBank genome assembly.
AUGGAAAAAAUAGAAAUUCCGGAGCAAUGGAGAAAUCAAUACAAGAUUCUUUACCAGGCUCUUGCCAACUUUUCAACUGCUUUGUUCAGUGAGGAAUUCAUAAUGGAGGCUGUUAAUUGCGAGAAAUUAAAAAUUCCGUUGAACCAGAGAAUAAACCGGCUACUGCCUUUAAUAACUAAACAAAUGAGGAUAAUGGCAGCUCGGAAACCGGCUUCUACUAACGUAGAUUACAAAACUGAAAGAAGUUUCAAUAAAAAAUACGACGAAUUAGAAGUCAUCUUUUUAUCUUUAUUUCAUAUUUCAGAUGAACAACAGAAAAUAACCAAAGUUCAAAAAAUACUUAGUUUAAUCAAAAGCCUAACUCCAGGAGAAAUUAAAGUUCUAAAAGGAAAAGGCAAAGAUAUUUUAUGGUAUUUCUUAAACAAAUAUGCUAAACGCGAAUUUUACCUAUGUCCGCCUUUAAAAGAUUUUACUGAAGCAAUGGUGGACUUAGUUGAUGCUAUAUUGGACGAAAAUCUAAUGUCUGAGGGCUGGAAAAUUACUAUCGAAGUGCUGGAAGCAUUUAUUGAACAAAUUAAUUUAAAUUCUAUCCGCAACCCCUUUGAGAAUUAUGAACAAGUAUUUGAAAAAUUCUCUGAAAAUGAAUUCCAAAAAAGUUUUGUUCAGAAAUUGAAAAAAUUAGGCUUAGAAAACCGUUUAUUAAAACAGUUACAGGAUUGCACUCAACAUUUAAAUUUAUUAGCAGGAGCAGAAACAGACUUUCAAAUUUCGGAUGCUGAUGAACAAGAAAUAAACAGAAAACUACAAGGAGCCAAAUCUGAGAGCGAAAAUAACAAUUCACAAGAACAAAGAAGUUUAAGUUUCAUUUCACCUAUUGAAACAUUUUCUAAUUUUGAAAAUCAGGGACCCGGAAACCUCCCAAGGGAUAAUCAACAAUUUGAUUCAUGA